UUAUUAAGCUUUACCAAAGCGGAUAUAUAAAUCGCUUCGCGUCGUUUAACGAAACAGGGUGAACUCCCGUAUGUUAUUUAAGACCAUGGGGCCAUACUAAUCUAUAUGGGUUGAAUUGAACUGUCUAGAAAUUGAGUUCCUACUAUAUAUUCAAUUCUUCGUGGAAGCUCUUGUUAAUUAUAUUAUUCUUUUUUUUCAUUAAACAUGAAUUCUGAUGGAGAUUGAAUCGUCCACAAGGAAAAUAUAUCAUAAAUCUUCCUUACAGGUUGUAGGACAUAGGAAAGGAUCUUGUCUCAAGCUAAGCGCGUCUUCUGAAAUUCAAUCCACUCAUUUUUUGUCGUUUACUACGAUAAACUGUUUAUGAUGAAGCAGGUUUUGAAGUCUUUUAAUGAAUUAACUCUUAAAGAGUUGCAUUCAAUUUACUAUACAAGGAUACAAGUGUUUGUUGUUGAACAAAGAUGUCCUUACCAGGAUGUUGACGAAACGGACUUGACAUGUGACCAUUUAAUGCUUAAAGACGAUGAAGACAAGUUACUUGCAUAUGCGAGACUCAUCGGCGAGCCAAAUGGGUUCCGAAUUGGACGAAUAGUCGUUUCUCCUAACUUCAGAAGACAUGGUUAUGGACGCUUAAUAUUCCAGGAAGCUUUAAAUGCUGGAAAAUGGAAAUAUCCAGACGCAAAAGUCGUAAAUAUCCAAGCCCAAGCUUAUCUCAAAGCAUUCUACGAGUCUUUUGGGUUCAUGAUCCAUAGUGAUAGUUACCUUGAGGAUGACAUUCCCCAUUAUGAUAUGAAGUUGAUGCUCCAAAGUACAGUCUCUUAAUAAUAGACGCGUUUUACACUUGGUGCGUAUGGGCUCAGGGGAUUUGCCAUUUUGCGCCGUUUAUCUUUCUUGUUCUUUUUCUUUUCGUACUCUUAUACAUUCUAUAACACAACUUCGACCAUCAGACGUUGACUUUCUUUACUCAUUAAGUUACUUAGCUGUAUUUUGACAAUAACUUCUUGGAUCGUUUUGAAAACACCCUUUACGAGUUUGGUCAGUUUUUUUUUUUUUUUUUUAUUCCCGGAAAGCUUUCUUUUCAAAUAUAUAUCAACUUAUAAAAUGACAAAACCAAGUUCCUAAAUUUUGAAUUCUCAAGGGUAUGCUGCUGUGAUUCUGAUUUACUUUGAGUUUUCGAGAUCCACCGUUAUACUCGCAGCUAGCCCAAGCUCCUUAUUUCUCCAAAAUCUAAGUCAAAAGAAGGGAAUCAUGAUUUCAGUAAUUAGUUAUUGAUAUUUCCUAACGAGCCUGAACAUGAUGCUUCACAUUCAAAGGCCAAGGCCAUGUUUAGGACUUAAAAGCGUGCAUAUCAAUAAGGCUCGGUUUUUUCAUAGAAAAAAAAGAAUAAAGCUGAACAUCAGAAUGAUAGAAAACAAUCGUUGGGAAAAAUUUCGACGGCGAUACUAAGGGUAGCUGACUCGAAAAUCAAUCUUUUGUUCAUCCUAAACUUUGAAAGCUACACAUCCAUUCAAAGUUUAAAAAAUUAGAUUCCUUUAAUAAUUUUAAUCAGAUUU
Schizosaccharomyces octosporus yFS286 is the source of this 1550-nucleotide messenger RNA. Its product is annotated as ELLA family acetyltransferase. Lineage: Eukaryota; Fungi; Ascomycota; Schizosaccharomycetes; Schizosaccharomycetales; Schizosaccharomycetaceae. The transcript has a single exon. Gene Ontology annotation, molecular function: acyltransferase activity, transferring groups other than amino-acyl groups. The coding region runs from base 361 to 819 and encodes 152 amino acids. The record is from RefSeq and is a predicted model, not a curated record.